Molecule: messenger RNA, 1452 nt
Organism: Coccinella septempunctata (seven-spotted ladybird)
Lineage: Eukaryota; Metazoa; Arthropoda; Insecta; Coleoptera; Coccinellidae
Product: craniofacial development protein 2-like
Exons: 2
Coding region: 1-1452 (483 amino acids)
Biological process (GO): base-excision repair
Cellular component (GO): nucleus
Molecular function (GO): DNA-(apurinic or apyrimidinic site) endonuclease activity; double-stranded DNA 3'-5' DNA exonuclease activity; phosphoric diester hydrolase activity
Source: RefSeq, a predicted model, not a curated record
AUGGGAUUUUUUGAAUUCAUAACAUCAAAUUACGGACAUGAAAUAACAACAAGUCUUAAAAAAUGGAGCAAACUAAACAUAAAAUUAGGAACAUCAAGAAACAGAUUAACUCCGCCUGCAGCACUGGAGGGUGGAUUGAGUAGCUCGACGGUGCUGUUGCCGGUCCCAAGCCCGGAAAAAGGAGGAGGGACGGAUAAUUUGAUGACGAACCCGGCGAGAAAGAGGAGAUGGAAUGGUUAUAGGAAGAGGAACAUAAUGCGGAUGGCAACAUGGAACGUGAAAACGCUGAACAAUAGAGAUCAGGAAGUUGUGAAGGAACUAGAAGACAAAAACAUAGACAUAUGCGCACUACAGGAAACAAAGAAGAAGGGCAAAGGACAAAUGUGGCUCGGUGAAUACUUGUUGAUAUACAGCGGAGUAGAAAGGGAUAGGAGAGCGAAAGAGGGUGUGGCAUUGAUGAUCCACAAAAAGCUAACUCAGAACAUCCGAGAGUGCAAAUACGUAUCAUCGAGAAUAGUAGCGACAAAACUUAGAUCACAGGGAAAAAAGGUUAAUAUAAUUGGAGUGUACAGUCCAGAAAACUGCAAACCAGAAGCGGAGAGAACAAGCUUUUAUGAAACAUUACAGGAGACAAUUGACACAAUACCAAGAAACGAAACAGUUAUUCUAAUGGGGGAUUUUAAUGCCAGAGUAGGGAACACGAUGAUACCUGGAGUGAAGCAGAGAUUUAAUGAAGAUGUAACUAACGAGAAUGGUGAACUACUGAUAGACUUUUGCGCACAAAACGAGCUCCGAAUAAACAAUACUUUCUUCAAACACAAAGAACAACACAAAUAUACAUUUCAAAACACAAGAGGAGAUAGGUCAAUGAUAGACUACAUUUUGACAAACAGGAAGAUACAUUGUAUACAGAUACUGGACAUAAGAUGCUUAUGUUCUGCAAAUAUAGGAAGUGAUCACAAUCUGGUCUUGGGAAAGAUAAGAAUGGCAAUACAGAAACCCCAAAACACAGACCCAAUAAUUUCCGAAACAAAGAUAAAAGUCGAAAGCCUACAAGAUGAAUCAACAAGAAAUCUUUACAAGUCAAGACUGGAGAAUGAAAUAGACAAAAAUCCUGUGACAGAGGAGGAAGACAUCGAAGAUAGUUGGAGAAAGAUAAAAAAUAACAUCAUCAAGGCAGCAAGGGAAGCACUUGGGGAGCGAAAAGUAAACGGAACAUCAAGAAGAGUGAAAAAUACACCCUGGUUUUGUGAAGAGGUGAAAUUAAAAUGCCAGGAGAAGACAAAAGCUUAUCUCAAAUAUAGAUCAAGAAAAACCAGAGAAGCCUAUGAGGAAUAUAAGACAAUCCGAAACGAAACAAAUGCUUUAGUAAGAAAGAAGAAAACAGAACAUUGGGAAAAAUUCUCUAAAGAAAUGGAACAUGACUUCUAUGGAUUGCAGAAAGAGAUCUAG